Messenger RNA from Cuscuta campestris, 759 nucleotides. Lineage: Eukaryota; Viridiplantae; Streptophyta; Magnoliopsida; Solanales; Convolvulaceae. The record is from the annotation of a GenBank genome assembly.
ACAAGGCAGCCAGAGCAAUGCAAUUGGAGCACCAAUUCUACAACACUACCAAAGGCCCGUUCACCAUUCACACAUAGUGUCAAACUCUUCAGAAUAUUGCGGAUUGGCUAGAUGAUGUGGACGCCCCGGUCACCGAAAAUGGGCUCGUUCUCCAAACCCUACGUGGCCUCCCGGAUGACCUUGGAAAGCCUCCUUCCUUCAAUUUCAGAAACCACCGCCGACGUUUAUGGAAACGAGAUCAGCUCUUCUUCUCUUGGAGCAACAACGUCGGCCCCUUGUCCCCACCGGCGAAGGAGGCAUGGCUAUGGCGGCGACCAUUCCAGGUGGAGCAGCGGGUCGCGCACAGGUUUCCGGUGGCGGCGGAGGACAGCAGCGGCGGACGAGGACAGACAGGUGGUGGUCGCGGCGGUCGAUCUCUGCACGGUCACGGUCGCGGUCGGCACUCUGGCGGAAUCCCUCGGCAAUCAGGACAGCAAACCUCCUGGCAGAUCUCUUAUUCAAACCCCAAUCAAGACCUAUUGGGCCCACGGCCCAAUCAGUUUCCUUACCCAGCCCAAGCCUUUUUAACCCCACCCUCUUAUCCAAAUUACCCAACCCAAUACGCAUAUGCCCAAACCCCACUUUCUUACCCAAAUUACCCAAAUUANGAUGACUCUCCGUGAACCCACAUGACUCAUGGACAUCGGUGCCUCACACCACAUUACCUCGGACCCAGGUACUAUUUCUCAUAUUUAUUCUUUGCCGUUAAAUUUACCACCU